Messenger RNA from Peniophora sp. CBMAI 1063, 1125 nucleotides. NCBI's taxonomy places the organism in Eukaryota, Fungi, Basidiomycota, Agaricomycetes, Russulales, Peniophoraceae. The record is from the annotation of a GenBank genome assembly.
AUGUGCCAACUGAGGCAACAAGAACAGUGCCGCCCCACCACACGUCUCGGUUACGAGGAAGAUACCGAGCCGGAGCCAUCUUUGCAGCAACAAGUUGCAAGGGCCUCGGCUUCCUCAGCAGUCAAGCGCAAGCAUUAUCGUAUGGCUAUGAAGGCUACUGGGAAGGCGCUGGCAGAGUAUGGGACCACUCGAGACAUGGUGAAUGCCGUAUGCGAUGCGUUGGACGCGCACAAGGAGCUAUAUGAGGAUACCGGUCUGUUGCAUCGCGACGUCAGCCCAGGCAACAUCUUGAUCAUGCACGGCGGUUGUGGCACACUCGUCGACUGGUUGUACAGCAAGGAUAGCACCCAUCCUUCCCGAGUGCCAAUGAAAGGAGGGCUCGCGUGUGAACCAUUCAGCUCUUACAGACUCCAGCGCGAUACCGGCAAGCAGCCCUACCUGUACGACGAUCUGGAGUCGUUCCUAUGGGUGACGCUAUAUAUGAUCGUGUGUUAUCGACCCUUGCCCUUCAGUUCGGCCGCGCUACAAAGUGUCAUACAAAGCACGUUCCACUCACCAAGCCCUGCAGGUAUGGCCAACGAGCGCUGUCGAAACCAGCGCGGCGUUGGCAAGAUCCAGUUCCUUCGUGGCGAGUGGAUUGACAACGCGGUGGCGCGGUUCAGUGCAUACGAUGGAAUUGUCCCGACUCCUGUCACGGCUCUCCUCCAACGCCUGACCGAGAUAUUCAGUCCUCUCUACCCCAAGCCGUCGAAUAUCGACUAUGGAAACGAGAGAGAAAGAUCUUGGAUGGCUCAGAAUCUUAUCGUUCGCCUACCAGCCGGCUUCACCCGGGGCAUGGGUCGCAAACAAGCCGCUGUAGCCAAGGCCGCGUAUAUCGCUCAACAUAAGGCAGCAGGCACGCUGGAGUUUGUGCAGCCUCCGACCAUUCCACCCCCGCCGGAGAUCGACUACAGUCAAGUUUCCACGCACACGACCGUGCUGCAGUAUUUCACAUACGCGACGAUUCAAGACGAUCUUCUUUGGGAUAUCGGCGACUGCGCGGAUAAGGCGCUUAAUCCUCCUGCGCUUACGAGGAGCAUCAAGUCCAGAAGACCACCUGUCCCCGUUCUACAUAGUGUGAUGUGA